Molecule: messenger RNA, 1047 nt
Organism: Fomitopsis serialis
Lineage: Eukaryota; Fungi; Basidiomycota; Agaricomycetes; Polyporales; Fomitopsidaceae
Exons: 5
Coding region: 219-860 (213 amino acids)
Molecular function (GO): protein binding
Source: RefSeq, a predicted model, not a curated record
CUUCUGAGCUCCGGUAUGCUGUGCAUCCCUAUUAGACUAUCUCGGUCUACUUAUCUGGAGACGACGCCGGCCGAGUCCAGGGCCCCCAACACGCGAUCAUUCUCUGAUCAUCCUCGUGUUCGGGCGAGUGCUGCAUACUAGUUACUUCGUUCGUUUCCUGAGCGGUCCUCGUUCGGACUUCGCGGUGCAGUUGCAACGUAGCCGUGUCCUACGCAGCCAUGAACAAACGGACCUCCUACUUCAACGCGUCUGCCUCUAUAACUCGGAAACGACACGAGAGGUUCUACUUGUCGGACGGGAAUGUGAUUUUUCAGGCGGAAGACACCUUGUUCAAGAUACACCGUUACUUCUUCCUGCAGGGCUCGAAGGUAUUCGAGGAUAUGUUUUCGCUACCCUCGCCGCCCGGCGAGGACUACGAAGGCGGGUCGGACGACCGUCCGGUCUACCUCGAGGGCACGACCUCGCUCGACCUCGCUCGCUUCCUCACCAUCUUCUACCCGAGAAGCGUGUGCAAGCCCGACCUCGAGACGACGGACGAGUGGGCAUCCGUGCUCGCGCUCGCGGUGAAAUGGCAGUUCGACGACGUGCAGGCACUCGCCGUCGUGUGGUUCUCGGCCAACGCGCCGCUCGUGGACCAGAUCCUCCUCGCGCGCGCGCACCGGCUCGCGGAGUGGCUCUACGACGCGCACGUGCGGAUCUGCAGCAGGUACGAGCCGCUCUCGCUCGCCGAGGGGCGCCGCCUGGGCGUGGACGAGGCGGUGGUCAUCUCGGACGUGCGCCAGUACAGCAUUCGGUGCAACCGCGGGAACGUUGAUCACGACAAGCUGAGGGCUGCGCUCCGGCUGUUACAGCAGCAAUGAAGCUGUGCCUUCUUAGACGAGCAGCUGGUGCUGCUUGGAUGGUCCUCUUGUGGCCGGAGCUUCGCGCUUCUAUCUUAUCUGGGCCUGUAUGGGAUCAUUAUAGAUGUUCGCCGGGCCUUCUUUCUCGUGCAGUUGUAGAACUCACUCGUUAUGUUUGGACAUAUACCCUUUUAUCUGUAGUACCACG